GUCUAACAACCUACUAGCCUUGUACUUGGCCAGUCUCACGGUCCUCCCAUCAGGCAACUCAUGCUUGAGCACCUUCUUGUCCUUGUCAAACUGGGGCUUGACAACCUCGAGCUCCAGCCGCUGGACCAGAAGAAGAAGCAACAGUCUGUGCGACUGCUGCAGUCGUACCACUUGGCUAUCGCAGAGGAGCAAGCGGCGAAGUUAAAGGCUAUCGCAGAGGAGCAGGCGGUGAAGAUGAGAAAAUUUGAGGAGAUGAAGAGAGUUCAGCAGGAGGAGGAAGAGAGGAGAAAGGCUGCCGAAGAGGAAGCAGCAACAGAAGAAGCAAAAGAGAGAAUGCGUAUUGAGAGUAGAGAGGGGAGUAGUGGCACGAAGAAGGACGAAGAUGCAGAGAUGGAGAAGAAGAUUAGCGGGUGGAUAACUAAUUUAUCGCUGGGGGAGGAUGAGGAGGCAGAGUUCUAUGUGCCCCAGGAUGAGAGGGAUACGUUAGCUCAGGAGCUAAAGAUGGCCGCCUUAGCGAGAGAGAACAAAGAGAGGAAAGAGCUCCAGAAACAGGCGAAGUUAAAGGCUAUCGCAGAGGAGCAGGCGGCGAAGAUGAGAAAAUUUGAGGAGGAGAUGAAGAGAGUUCAGCAGGAGGAGAUGAAGAGAGUUCAGCAGGAGGAGGAAGAGAGGAGAAAGGCUGCCGAAGAGGAAGCAGCAGCAGAAGAAGCAAAAGAGAGAAUGCGUAUUGAGUGUAGAGAGUGGAGUAGUGGCACGAAGGACGAAGACGCAGAGAUGGAGAAGAAGAUUAGCGAGUGGAUAGCUAAUUUAUCGCUGGGGGAGGAUGAGGAGGUAGAGUUCUAUGUGCCCCAGGAUGAGAGAGAUACGUUAGCUCAGGAGCUAGCAGUAAUGGAUGAACCCCUGGAGAGACAAGAAAGAGAGGAGGAGAAAAAGUCGGAGCAGGAGGUACAGGCUCAAGCAGACGACAAGGCCAAAUGGGAUAAGGUGUUGGGGUACUUGGAGGUGCUGAGCGCGGUGUGGAUGGAGGAGCGCCAAGCCAACAGGAGCCAAGAGGUAGUGCUGAGCGCCAUGUGGUCCGGAUUUAGAGAAUUCGUGCACGAAAUGGUUACCCACGUUGGAGGGGAAGUCAGGCGGUUGAGAGACAACGCGAGAAAGUUCUGUGAGGGUGCCAUUGAGGGCGCCAAAGUAGCAGCCGUUGUUGAGGGCGAGGCCAUACCUCGCAAAGAACCAGUCAAACUUGAGUUCCCCAAUGCUUAUGGUGGGAAAUCCGAUGAGAACGUCGAUAACUCGGAGGCCAGUGUAAACAGCUACGUUUACUUACAGCACAUUGUACAGGACAAUCAGUGGAGGAGUGCCAAGGCACUCAAGGGCGUCAUGGACGACUUAGUAGCCACGGAGACCCAAUUGGUCCAGUUAUUUUAUCGUGCCAUGCUAGAGCCCCUCCGUGGGCACUUCUUUGACAAGUCCCAACAACCCACCAUGACGUACGAUACGCUCAAUAGAGAGGUGGUGCUGUUUGAGGCCAAGUCCAUGCCAAUUACCACUUUUUGGCAUAAGGACUUAGACAAGGGUUGUACCAUCUCUGGCCAAGUCAGGGCCAAGGAUCACAUGAUCCUUACUUCAGAGGAGGGUGAUACAGAUGAGGUCCCAUAUAGUCAGAUUGAGUGGGGCCUUGAGGAGGAGGACAGUAGCGUGGGGCAGGGGAGGUCCUAUGCUGCUGUCGCGGCUGGAGGGAGGCCGCAAAGUAGAGGAGGAGGCCAGGGCCAAAGGGGCCAGGCCAUGGGAGGCCGAGGACCGGGCGCCAGGGGGUUGGCGGACAAGGGAACCGCCAAGUGGGAGGUAGGGGUCAAGGUCCCCCGCCAAAUCGCCAGGGUUCUUGUCGGUCCCCACAACGACGAGGUGGAAGGGCACCUCAAGGAGGAUGGCACCGGGCAGGCCCUGGGAGGAUUUGGGCUUGGACCAACGUUUAUGGCAGGAACGCGUGGACUUGGGUUGCUUAAGAAAGAGGCAAUCUGGCAGUGGGACAAAGACUGUACGUCUGCGCUAAAGAAAUUAAAGCGCGCAUUGAUAGAGUAUUCUGUCCUCAAGGUAGCAGAUCCGUCCUUGCCAUUUGUCGUCACCACGGACGCCAGUCAGUAUGGUAUAGGUGCCGUGUUGCAGCAAGACGACGACAAUGGCUAUAGACCCGUAGAGUUCAUGCCAACGAGGAUGCCCUCGGAGAAGGUGCUCCCCGCCAUGCUUAUUGUGAAGGCUUAUGCAGCAGAAAGAGUUGAAAUGGAACGUUUUCGGUCCCUUGCAGCUGUAGACCUCUCUGCACGGUUGGAGAAAAAGAGAUGCAAGGCAAUGAUGCCUCUUGCCAUCACUGGUGUAUAUGCCAUUACUGUUAUGGUGCUGUUUGCUGCGGGGACGUGGGCCAUCUCCAGGAGAAAGUUCAGUGGAGCAGGGAUGGUUUCCUUUGUAACAUCUCUUGUGCUUCUUAUUGAACCAAUCCAGGCUGUGAGUACUGCCUACAACGAGAUCAAGCAGGGUGAGCCAGCUGUGGAGCGCAUUUUUGAGCUCAUGGCGAAAGCUCCAAAAAUAGUGGACAGAAUGGAUGCAAAGGCUGAAGCAGAUGCUCGAGGGGAUGUUGAAUUUCGGGAUGUGAGCUUUCGUUACUGUGACGGAGGUCCAUGGGCAUUGAAGAAUGUGUCGUUUCAAGCAAAAGAAGGCAAGACCAUUGCCAUAGUGGGGCCAUCUGGUGGUGGGAAAACAACACUAGCGAAGAUGCUUUUGCGACUAUAUGACCCCCAAGCAGGCGUUAUCUUCCUUGAUGGCCAAGAUAUCAGGGAGUUCACUCUCAGGCGCCUCCGCCAGCUUGUAAGCAUCGUUCCCCAGGAAACGGUUAUCUUCACGGGGAAUGUGAUCACAAACAUCGCUUAUGGGGAUAUGUCACAAGAUAUUGAUGUUGAGGCAGUUGCACGUGCUGCCAGACUUGCAAAUGCUCAUGAGUUCAUAGAUCGUCUUCCAGAAAAAUAUUUGACUGAGUUGGGGAACCGUGGGUCAUCACUCAGUGGAGGUCAGCGACAACGGUUAUCUAUUGCAAGGGCAAUUCACCGGUCACCAACAGUAUUGGUAUUGGAUGAAGCUACUUCCGCGCUUGAUAAUCAGUCUGAGAAGCUAGUAAGAGAGGCACUGGAGCAUCUGAUGGAGGGACGCACGGUCCUGGUCAUCGCUCAUCGUCUAGAAACCAUCCGGAAUGCAGAUUGGAUUCUAUAUAUGGAGGGUGGUGAGAUAUUAGAGGAGGGUAAACAUGACGAGUUGCUUUCUAGGGGUGGACGAUACUCAAUACUGUACGAGCAACAAGCAUCUCCAGGUGCUGCUUAUGGCUCUCAGGGGGAACAACUGAGCCUCUAUUAACGCAUGCGGGGUAGAAGAAGUCACCAUCCAASCAAAMACAAAGAUSCCAACAGCGAUGGGACUAYGACUAUGAUAGCCAAUCAAGUGAGCUGCCACCUGAAGUCCGCUUGGGGCACAAAGGAGGACUUACCYGUUUGGCAGGGAAUUGAAUAUGUUCUCGGUGUCUCUGUUGUAUUGCUGUAUUUGGAACACCCCUGGCAAAGUGGUGACGUCUAGCAAGUAGUCAGUCAUCCAUGUGUAUUCUUUGGCUCUUAGCUCCACUGGAAGAUUUUUGAAAAUGCGGAUGGUAGCUCCUUUGCUUGAGGGGGCUUCUAUUUAGGGUAGGAUUGCAGAGUGAUAUUCUGGUAAUGAAGACCUGCUGUGGGAAGAGAUUGUGCGCACUGUGCACAUCACACUGUCACAGAGGGAGGUCAGGUUGAUGGACUGUUCACAGCCAGGGCAGUGGGUGGGUGAUUAGAGGAGUUUUCAAGGUUUAGGUAUUGCGAGUCUCUAAAUCCUCUCCAGUGAGUGGGGAGAUGUCUCAGGAUUGAAGUGCUGUUGCAUCAGUCGGAAGCACUCACAGGGUUUGACCCCUACGAUUGGGGGUUCACUUUGUUUCUGCGGCGCCCCUUGGAGAGAGUACCCAUGGAUAUUCUAAAAACGAGCAGCAGGCUUUGGCCACAAGCAGCAGAGUGAUGCAUGUUGCUAUUCAUCAUGCAAAUUGAGU
Molecule: messenger RNA, 4099 nt
Organism: Chara braunii
Lineage: Eukaryota; Viridiplantae; Streptophyta; Charophyceae; Charales; Characeae
Source: the annotation of a GenBank genome assembly